UUGCCAUCUUUCUGGCAGUGUCAUUAAAAAGUAAAUAUCAGAAAAAGCUUGUCUUAUCUGCCAGGAAGACCGGUAAUGAUAGGAGCAGAUAGCAUUGUCUUCUGGCUUGCAGUCCAGGCAAACUUUGUGGAAUCAGAAAGUACAUUGAUGUAUGCUCGAUAAAUAGUUGAGGCCGAUCGUGGAGGGAAAUAGCGUGUGACAAGUAGACACCAUGCCUGCAGAGGCUCCCGAACCCCCUGCCAACAAGCCGUACGCGGCGAAGGUCUUCAAAGACAUGAUCAACUUGGUCUGGCCUGGUACCACCUACGAUGGGGGUAGCAUCGUGACAGGGUACGUGGUGGAGAUGUGUGAGGAUGGUAAGAACAACUGGAAAGUGCUCACCAAAGACGUCUUCAGCACUAGCUAUGCCAUCAAGGGGCUCAAGGAGAAGUGUACCUACAAAUUCCGCGUCAGCUGUGUCAAUGCUGUGGGUACCAGCAAGCCCAGUAUCAUUUCAGAACCUAUCAUGACUUCAGAUGCAGGUGUUGAAGAUGAUAUUGAUGAAGAAGAUGAACCAGAUGAGGCAGCUUUUGAACAAAGAAAAGUCAAAGUCAGGAAAGAAAACGUCCGAGACUUCUAUGAGAUAAGAGAAGAACUUGGAAAGGGCAAGUUUGGAACAGUAAACAAAUGUGUGGAGAAGAAGACCAAGAAGAUCCUUGCAGCCAAAUUCAUCAAGGCAGAAAAACCUGCAGAUAAAAAAGAGGUCGAACAUGAAAUUGAAAUUAUGAUGAUUCUCCAGCAUCCCAAGCUACUUCAGUUGUACGACGCUUUUGCCACAGGAAACAACAUGGUUAUGAUUCUAGAAUAUGUAUCGGGAGGUGAAUUGUUUGAGAGAGUCAUUGACGAAGAGUUUGACCUGACAGAAAAAGAAGUCACAUUCUUCAUGCGGCAAAUUUGUGAAGGUGUCAAAUUCAUGCAUGCUUCAAAGAUUCUACAUCUGGACAUGAAACCAGAAAACAUCCUAUGUGUACGGAAAAAUAGCAAUAAAAUCAAGAUUAUAGAUUUUGGUCUUGCUCAGAAGAUGACAAAGGGUUUGAAGGUGUCGUGUGGUACACCAGAGUUCUUAGCCCCAGAGGUUGUAUCGUAUGACGAGGUCUCCUUUACAACAGACAUGUGGUCUGUAGGUGUUAUCUGCUAUGUCUUAUUGAGUGGUUUGUCACCAUUCAUGGGCGACAAUGAGGGUGAGACGAUGAGUAACAUUCUCAAGGUGGAGUGGGAUUUUGAGGAUGAGUGCUUCGAUGACAUCUCAGACAUGGCCAAGAAUUUCAUUGAGAACCUGCUCAAGGCAGACAAGGGGGAGAGAAUGACUGCAGAGCAGUGUCUGAACAAUGACUGGCUAAAAAAAGAGAUAAAGAGCACACAAUCCUUGUCCAAGGCUCGUAUCAAGAAAUAUGUCAUCAAGAGAAGGUGGCAGAAAGCCAUUAAUGCCGUCCGAGCCAUGAUACGUGUCAAGGGCAUUCUAUAAGCACUAGACUGGUGCAGUCCUUUGCUUUGUUUCAUCCAAGCUGCAUUUUCUUCCCGAAGCUCAGCUGCCACUCUGCAACCAUUCUUUGCCCUGCAGUUGUCAUGGCAACUGUUGUCACAGCAACUGCAGCACGGCAUUGUGGGGCCUUUCAUCCUAGAUGUUUGGCGUCCCUAUCUUUGGACAUAUUGCAGAGGUAAACAAACAAAGUCUACAUGAAGUUCAUGGACACAUCAUAAUGGACACCUUUUUGUCCUUUUUCUCAUUUUUUUCGUGAUUUCAGCUUAAGCAGGAAUGCAUUAAUAUGCACAAUUGAAACACAUCAACUACCCAGCAGAUGUGAAUAAUGAAAAACUUUUUUCAAAAUAUUCAGUGAAAUAAACUUUCACGAAGUAUUUGCGGAAAGUUUACCCUCAAAAAGGUUUCAAGAAUAUGUUGAAGAACUUGGAAAAGAGUGGUAUUUACUUCUGCCUAAUAAUUACUGGGGAAAGUUAUUGAAAAAAAUGAUCUCCAUUGACAGAGAUUUCAUUGAACAAUGAAUUAAUUUCCUUUCCAAGUUAAAUGAAGAGUUUUUGCUUUUUGAACUUUACUGUGAUCAGCUUGGAUAUGGGAUUGAUUGUUUUAGAGGAGAAAUCCUUUACACUUGUACAAAAACUGUGAAAGAUUUUUAAACACUUGUAAAAUGUCCAAUAUUUUGUCAUUCUUUGUAGAUUUGUAGAGCUGUAAAAAAAAUCUAUUUCAAAAAAUCUCAUUUAAAAAAUGUAUAAAAAAAGUUACAAACAGAAACCCAAAAAAAAAAAAAAAUAGUCAUGGUUGGUAUUCGGUGCACUUUAAAUACAAGGCAAUUGUGUUUAAACACCAGACUUGGAUAUUGUGGAGAAGGCAGGAUUUGUACCCAGUUAUUCACAAAGAGGUUGUUUUAAAGCUGAUGUUUCUCCAGAUGCCAAGAACAAACACUCAUCACUUUGGUACUGUUCAACGCACAGCUGGAAAGACAUUCUGCAGUUUUGGAGUUGAAUUUUGCAGGAACCCAACCCAUGUCAGUGCCUUUCAAAUUGCACAGUCGGGAUUAGGUGGUUUCACAUUAGUGGAAAAAGUGUGUGAAACUGGGCCUUGGAAAUUGGUAAGACACUGGGAAUGAAGUUAAUCACAGUGGUAGAUAAUCUCAACAAGAUUGACGUGUAAUACCAUUUUUUUUUGUUAUGGUGCUAACACGAUAUGUCCAGCUUUCUAAAUCCACAUUCAUGUUCAUCUAGGCACUAUAGAUGCAACAUGAUUUUUUUAAAUAUAACCCUGAACAGAGACUGCUUAUCGAUUCCCUUUCAGUUUUUGUUCAACUCAUCAUAGCCUCUUGGAUUUGAUUUCAUUAACAACAGCAUUGUUUGCAACAGCAUUUCCGUAAUAGCGUUGUACCUCUGGUGUGAUCAGAAGAAAAAUACUAGGGUCAUCACAUAACAUGUAAUUACAGCUUAUGGUGUGAACUACACAGAAGAUAGAUACCAAGCAAAGACUUUCAGCAAGUGUGCCAUGCAUUCUGUGUUUACCAUUUCUUCAGCACGAUGCUAACGAUAGUCGUAUAGUACAUUCAGUACUCCUUGAAAAAAAAGAAGUUAUUAGCAAUUCCAUCAUGUUUGGAUUCAUACUAGAUACUUUGUAAUUACCAGCCAUUGUGUAGUUGUAGCCUGCAAUAUUUAACUUGAUGUGUUUCAUCAAUCUGAAUUGACAUUUCUCUGUUAUCCAAUGGAUCAGAAGUUAACUAUCGCAAAGACACAUUGGCAGAAUUGUUUACUUUAUUUAAUUUUUAAUCUGAACUCUCAGUGUUUCAGUCAUUCCUGAGAUUAACAAAGAACCACUAUGAUUCAACCAUCAAACUGAUCAUUAAGUGUCAGAAUUAUGAGAAUAUUAUUUUAAUGCAAAGAAGAAGGUUGAAGAUAAAAAAAUUAUGUGACCAUUAGUAUUCAUCGUAAUUAGAAAUUGUGGUGGUUGCAAUUUCCAUUUUGCUUGUUUUCCAUUUAACAUUUAGUCAUAUCUUAUUGGUUGAGAAGGCUGAGCGACAAUUAAUUAAUUGUAUAGCAGGUCUUUAUAUGAGUCAGUUUGCCGCUUAAAGUAACAGGAAAAUUGAGAGAAACACCAGUUAAUUCUCAACAGUCUGAAACAACUGAAGGUAAGGCACAAUUUUCAAUGAAUCGGGAGAGGAAUGCUGUCAUCAAAUGUAGAAGUAACUGGAGGUGGUAUUUGUGGUGGUGUGAAGCUGGACAGAUUGAGGAAAAGAUUUUCUCGUGGAGAAAUUUGGAAGAUUGGUCUUUGAAGUUCAUCUUAAUCAGCAGUAUUGAAAAAUUAGACUUUCAUGGCGUUUGGAUUAAGUUGUCAUUAAUAUAAGAAUGUUGUGAGUAAGAAACAUGGAAUCUGAAACAUCUGUGAAAACAUUUGGUGUAUUUUUGUUUAUGUUUUAUUUGUGGUAUUACUGCUAGAAAAUUACUCGUCCUAUUCUUUCAAACUUUCUGUUCAUCAGUAGCGUUUUCAUGAAAUUGAAUUACUAUGAGGUGUAUUUACCAAAGGAAAUUGUUUGUUACUUGACGAUUUCAUAGUUUUAAGUGUUCAUUUUAUAAUUCAGGUUUAAUUUGGCAAGGUAGUAGUGACUGUGUGAACCUGUUAUUUAUAUGUAUAGAUGUACUUCUGAGUUAAUACAGCUGUUUUUGUUCGGUUGACAAUUUUCAUGUGUAAAACGUGUACGAGUGGUGUUUCUUUUCCUUUUUAAAGUUCAGGGUGAGAUGUAAUUUUAUACGUGGUCCGAUAAAGAUCGUUUGUGUUCAUAUUCAGCAGCGAAAAAAAUUCUGGCCAACUUGUAUGUCCAUUUUCCAUCGACCGUCGUUUCAUUGCACCAUUUUCCCAAAUUGCUCCGAAUUCGUGUGUCUGAUAAAGACUGUAUGGUAUCAGAUUUGCAAUAUUUGAUUUUACAACGUUCCUCUUCCCUUAAUUUUCAUGACUUGCUCCUGUGCACUUGUUCAUCUUUUCAUUUCUCCCGUCUAUCUUAUCUGUCACGUUCUCUACUGCUAAUUCUUCCCAAGGUCACCUGUGACCUCACUUCCGUUUCACUCCGUCUGUCUUCCAUAACGUAACAUGUUGUAAUUGCUGUCAUUGUUUUUGAGCCUCAUAUGACUCACUUUUACUAUCGUUUCAGUGGUAUACACAAAUAUUGUAGUGUUUGGUAUUUUCUCGUCAAUCAGCGAGUCAAUGAGUCUGUCACUCCGUCAAUCUUUCUGUAUGUAAUAUAUUUACAUUUACUUAUAAAUAUGGAUAUAAAUAUAUAUCCCGGUUGAUGAUGCCUGCAGUUAUGUCGUAGAGUUAGGACCGAUCUUAUUGCUGUUAACAUUUAUUGGAAUCAAAAGCAGUUUGAUGUUUCUGUGUUGCUUCCAAGCAAACAGUUCAGGACCAGUGUUCUUGCCAGUGUGUCGUUCAUGCUGACGCUGCCCGCUGAUUGGUCAAAACCAAACUGUAUAAAUUUUCUACACUGUACAAAGUUUCUAUACCUCUUUAUUCGCGCGUGGACGUGACACCCCUUUUACAACCUCUUUCCCACUUUGGCUUUAUUCAAAAGCACUUUGAAGUUCAUAACGCUGAUACUGGGGAAGAAAUUACCUACUGUAAUAACUGCUUUGUUCGUAGACUAUCCCCAGCCAGGCGGUUUUACCCACUCCAAACUUCAAUGGAAUAGCCAGAGCGCGUUCAGCCAGUAAUCCUCUAAACGACCAAUCGACAGCCACAAAAGUGUCUGAUUUGCGUAAUGUUUGACGCGCUAGAGCGUUCCACUUCAACUUCAGGGGUGUGUUUGAAGGGUGGGCAGCGUUGUGUGUCGACAUUGUACUGAAGAAUAUUGUACUAUAUAGGACAAAUUAUCGAUUUUGUUUUAUUUCUGCUUUUCCAAUAUCCAUCGUUGUUUGUUGUUCAUCAGCUUUUAAUUAUUAGACAGGAAAUGGAGUGGGUUUUCUUAGCAGUAACAGAUUUAAAACUUUUAAAUCACUGGUGAUGUUUUCAAUAUUGUUAUAUUCAAAAUGAAAUGUAGAACCUUACUCAUACCACGUGGUGUUAUUUGACAUCAUUACCCCUUUGUUCUCUAGACAGUGAUAUUCAAUUAAUAUAGGAAAGAUCGUGUGUUACAUUUUGACGCAUUGUGGACGGAAUAAAGAGUAAUUUUCCAAACCUGA
Messenger RNA from Acanthaster planci (crown-of-thorns starfish), 5706 nucleotides. Its product is annotated as myosin light chain kinase, smooth muscle-like. Gene Ontology annotation, biological process: protein phosphorylation; intracellular signal transduction; positive regulation of apoptotic process. NCBI's taxonomy places the organism in Eukaryota, Metazoa, Echinodermata, Asteroidea, Valvatida, Acanthasteridae. The record is from RefSeq and is a predicted model, not a curated record. Gene Ontology annotation, cellular component: nucleus. Gene Ontology annotation, molecular function: ATP binding; protein binding; protein serine/threonine kinase activity.